Molecule: messenger RNA, 1937 nt
Organism: Porites evermanni
Lineage: Eukaryota; Metazoa; Cnidaria; Anthozoa; Scleractinia; Poritidae
Source: the annotation of a GenBank genome assembly
AUGACUUAUAGGUUUUGUUCAAAUGUGGAGAUGCAUUCUCAAGUACAUCCUUCGGAAACCCACGUUCAUGUACCAGAUAUUUCCCACAUUCGCGAAACAUAUACUUUGCAGCCAUUUUCCUUAGAUCAUAGUACCGUCAUUGAAAACUUACCAGACGCUUCCCAAAGCACUUAUCACGGAAGGAACGAACAGCUAAAGGUGUACGAAGAUAUUUACAGCCCCAUAUUGAGAGCUUUGAGGCUUUUUGGAAUGUACUUUGGAGAAAUCUCACUAACUCGACUGCCAUCGACGUUGUCCUUUCAAAAGAGGCGGGUAUCCAUUUGGCUUCUCUUUUGUUGUUCAGUGUUGGGAACAGUUUGGUUAACCGUUGGCUUGCUGCUUAUUUCGUUAGGUUUAGAAGGUUUCACUGAUAUCACAAUCUUCUUCAGGUUGUUGGGAAGCUUAGUAGGGUACCUUUUGGCAGCGCUCAAUGGAACAAUUUGCUUGUUUGUACUACCAAUAAGUCAAAUUAGACAGUCGCGUUUUGAAACGUUUAUUCGAAAAUUAAUUGAAUGCAAUGCUGAAUUGAAAACAUUGAAAUCUACCUCUCGCAAAACUGUAGCUGCUGCAGUCUUUAUUUGGAUCACAGCAACUAUCUUAGUUGUCACAUCAACCCACUUUUUGCCUCAGCUCUAUUUAGGGAGUAACAAACCUUGGAAUGAUUGGAAUGGUUACAGCAUUACCAUACUUUAUUCAUUCACGUUGGUUUUAGUCUAUGCAGUAUUGUUGUUUCCCAUCCCUUUAUAUUGCAUGACGUGCUUGAUACUUGAACGACUUUUUGAUGAUUUUUAUCAAAGAACAACAAGAAAACUUGGCGCUUUGGACAUUCGGGCUUUGAAAGACGAACAUCAUCGAUUAUGUGAUGUGGUUGAACACGCCAGCAAAGUGUUUUCACCUCUUCUCUUUGUGACGCUGUCCCUUCAAAUCCCUUUCAUUUGUUUUACUUUUUUCGUUGCUGUCCAACUGAACCCCUCGCAAGAAAGUAGUGGCUCUGAAUAUCUUACCCUUGGCUGUGUAAUAUUAAUCAUGCAGUCCGCUGGGAACAUCGCUAUUUUCUUGUUUCUUGGAGCAAGAGUUAACGGAAAGGUAUGUAAAGUUAUAGGUUACGUACUGCUUCCUGUAAUUUUUCUUUGUUUAAUUUGUAUAAAUGCUGUAAUAGAUUAGAAGAUUCAAGUUUUCCUUUAGAGAAGUCAAGCUAGUAUUACAUUUAGUGAUAUAUAGUGUAAUCAUUUUGUUUAGACACAAGAGUGAAACAAAAACAACCAAAGUUUAUGAAAAGAAAGCAAAAGAGUUGUCACUGUCUUUUUAGAAAGUCUUGUUCUCCUCGCAUUUAUCAAUGGCCAAAGGUCAUGAUUACGUUUUCUUUUGUGAUAUCCCAUUUAUUAUCAUCAUCAUCAUCAUCAUCAUUAUUUGAAGUACGUAUAACCAUUCAACCAAAAUAAUUAUAAUAAAAUUCGAAGUAAAUGAGCCUCCACUGUGUUAUACGACCAAAGAAAGAUCGAUGCCACUUGACAAUACUUUAGUUUCCAAAGCAAUGCCCUACGGUAAACUAAACCCUUGCUCAUAAAGAAGGGGCGACAAUCCCAUGAGUAAUUUGUUACAUUUUCAGAUCCACAGUGUUCAAAGCAUUUUGGAAGGAGCCGCUGUCUCUGACGAAGACCAAGUGAAGGUGCCUUUGUGUUUUGUUGUUUUAUUUGUUUUGUUUUGUUUUUUUUUUUCUGUAGCUUCCUGGUGCCUUUCUUAGAGCCAUCUGCCAGUGCGUAUUCCGUUACCUGGUAAUCCCGCGCUCGCGCACUUUACAGAAAUGAAUUGAUUAAGAGGUUUUUCCCGUAAUAACUAAUUGAAGAGUGUUUUUUUUUUUCGAAAAGCGUACUUCCAAUUGUGAUCUUAGCCUUUAA